GAAAGUAUAUAGGUUCUGGAACCAUCACAACCUCCUUUCAUCUAUACUCUUAUCUACUAGUGGCUAGUGCAGAAUGGUUCCUCUUACAUUCUUCGCCAUCUUAUUCUCGAUGUUCUUUGUACCAUGUCUUACACUCGAUCAUUUACACGACGGCUACCACAUCCAUGAAUCAUGUCGCUAUAAUCGGGAUAUCGUCCAAGCUAUUGAAGAAGCAAUCAAAAUGGCGAAUACGGCUUUCAACCGUCUAGAUACGUUGAUAGAUCGUCCUUAUCAAGUACCACCUGGGGCGGCCGCAUAUAUGCAACAACUGCUUCGGUAUACAUUUGGUAUUCAUUCCGUACCUGGCCGUACCAACAACCUUGAGAUCUAUUAUCUGAGCGAAGUGCGCAAUACUAUGGGAUCAGUUGCUUAUCUAGAAAGGAAUCAUGAUCUAGAAAGUAGUAGAGUGCGCUUCUAUUGCGACGAUGAUACCCGCUGGACAAGCGUACCUCAGACAGUAGCAGGCAAGUGGGACAUAUUUGGCCAAGCGGUGCCAAUGCACCUUCCGUUCGACCGCGAGCAAGGAUUGGAUGGUGGUGAGCCGUGGCGCUGGCUAGAUCGUCCUCCUCCCUGUCGUCAACCGGCCUUACGAGAACUAUCGUAUAUUAGGCAAGCUUCGCACUCCCAGCCUGCCGAUAUAGUAUUAUGCCAUUACUAUAUUAUGAAUAAUGUGGUUAGAUCUAUCGAAUCUCUCAGACGCGUGUAUGGAAAUUUCAUGCCUUUAAGUCUUUCUUCAACUGCGUCUUCCAGCCGCAUCUCUCUAUCAACGAUGACUAGUCUAAGAGUCCUUAAACACUUGGUAGAAGUACAGAAACCUCAAGGAGUAUAUGAUAAUCAUAAUGAUCGAAUGGAUGUAGAUUAUGUACCAUUGAGCAGGAAUGACUAUACAUGGAGCGAAGUUGUAUUACGCGAAUACCCUGCUGACGAAGGGCAUACGAGAUUGACAUUAAAGCGUUCAGCAAACUAUGCAUACUUCGGCUUACUUGUUUACCUAGCAGACAAUGCAAUCACGCUAUAUCCAGAUCAUGAGAAAAUUAUAGCUGGGAAGUUAAUCAUACCUACUAGAUCCGGAUAGAGGCUUUAUAUAUCAGGCUUAGAUAGUAUCGCGAUCUUCUUAGCUGAUAUUAGUUAAGGCGAUUGAUUCUUCCUCAUAGACUAUACUAGCUGUUUUCUUAACGUCUAAGGAAACUUAUAGCCAUGAGUAACAUUUUUAAACGAAUUUAUUAGGACAAGAUUAGUCUUUUGGAUAUAGGGGUGCCGCUGAAGAUGCUCUAUAUAUCUUUCGUUCAUUAUUGACGCGAAUGUUCAUAACUUUUCCCGUUCUAUUUGGGUGCCUACAUGGAAGGCCUAGAUAGUCGCUGUGGACCCUGGGAUGAACCCGUCGUUUUCCUAACUCUUGGCGAGCGUGGCACUAGUGCACGCGUGUUCUCAC
Pseudovirgaria hyperparasitica is the source of this 1471-nucleotide messenger RNA. RefSeq lists its product as uncharacterized. The record is from RefSeq and is a predicted model, not a curated record. The transcript has 3 exons. NCBI's taxonomy places the organism in Eukaryota, Fungi, Ascomycota, Dothideomycetes, Acrospermales, Acrospermaceae. The coding region runs from base 74 to 1114 and encodes 346 amino acids.